AUGAAUUUUGCCCAUUUUGUGUGUUGGCAGAAAUAGGAAAUGUGUUGUUAAACGCGAACCCGUUGCGAUCGCUAAAUAAUCUUUAUUGUUAUUAAUCUUAGACUUAGUCUCAGCAGGACAUCAUCUUCACAAUCACGAAUAUUUUUCAUUAUUGACUGAAGUAAGUGAUCAAAAUUUAUGCAAACGUACAAGUCAAGUCAAAGGUAUAAAAAAACCCAGUCAAAUCGAAACACGGAAACGUGAUUGCCCCUACGUCCUAUGCAUAAGAAUCGAACGCACAGGCUGAGCUGUGCAUGGACCGGACACGCUCUACACAACACGGCGUUAUUCUAAUUAUAUGCAGAUAUGUCUGAGUCAUUGCCAACCAAACUAGUGAAGAUCUUGGACUGCAAGCAAGGAGCAGUUCGGGCAGUGCGCUUCAAUGUAGAUGGUAAUUACUGCAUGACGUGUGGAAGUGACAAGUCCCUUAAGCUUUGGAACCCCAAAAGAGGACUUCUUUUAAAGACCUACUCUGGCCAUGGCUAUGAAGUGCUUGAUGCCCGUGCUUCGAUUGACAAUGGUCAUCUGUGUUCAUGCAGCGGAGACAAGACUGUUGUCCUCUGGGACGUGGCCAGUGGGAAGAUGAUGCGUAAAUACAGAGGACAUGCAGCAAGGGUCAACUGUGUGUGCUUCAAUGAGGAUUCCACUGUUAUAUUUUCAGGCUCCAUCGAUGCCACUGUGAAAUCCUGGGACUGCCGAUCGAGGAAGUUCGACCCCAUUCAGACUCUAGAGGAAGCGCGGGAUAGCAUCACAUCAAUCCACGUCACCGAUCAUGAGAUUCUAACGGGGUCUGUCGAUGGAAAGGUCAGGAGAUAUGACCUCAGGAAUGGAAAGAUGCAUGCUGAUUGUAUAUCAAAGCCAGUUACCUGUGUCUGCUUCACCAAAGAUGGCCAAUGUAUGCUAGUCUCUUCCCAAGACUCUACACUUCGUCUUUUAGACAAGGACAAUGGAGAGUUGCUUGGAGAGUACCAGGGUCACAUUAACAAAGACUACCGCAUUGAGUGCUGCAUGAACGAGACGGACACCCAUGUAGUCAGCGGGUCGGAAGAUGGGAGGAUCUGCUUCUGGGAUUUGGUUGAGGGCUCAAUGACCUCAACGAUUGAGAAGGCUGGAAAGAAUGUGAUCCCCACACUCUCCUUUCAUCCUGAAGAACCGUGUCUUCUAUCGGCAUCUGAAGGACUUGUCAAGGUCUGGAGGCAGCAGUCUUAUACUGAAGAAGAUGACCUAACAGGAUGAAGAAAUCUUCAGUCAUAUCGUCUAGACGGAUUGUAUGAUUGUUUAGAGGAAAGAGUUACUAUCGCCCCAAUCUGUUGGAUGAUGUUGUGAUUACUAUAUCUCUUACCAAAAUCUGAAGAACUUAUGAGGGGUUGAGGUAAAGAAGAAUAUGAUGAAGAUUUCACUAGAUUGCACUAUCUUGAUUGCUUGUUCAUGGGUACCAUCCCUGCUAUCAAAAGGUUCUACCAUUUUGAAUUAGAGGCAGUAGUCUUACCAGGUUUUCUGAAGGUUAGGUAAAAUGGACAGAUCAAGAGAUGUCAUUACCCCAAUGGUUGGAUCAUGUUGUGAUGGUAUAUCUCCUAUCAGCCUCUGAAGAACUUGCCAGAGUUUGAACGCCACAAUCUUUUGCUGAAGAAGAUGUCCAAAAGGAUGAAGAUAUCUGCCAUUGGCCAUUUAGGAUCUUAUCAAGGUUUGGAGGCCACAGUCUUUCACAGAAGAUGAUGAACAGAAGGAGGAAAUGGACAAAUGUCACCUUCCCAAUCAUUAAGGGCCAUGUCUUCAAUGUACCUCUGAAUGUUUUGAGGUCGCAUUUUUAUAUUGA
Molecule: messenger RNA, 1855 nt
Organism: Lytechinus variegatus (green sea urchin)
Lineage: Eukaryota; Metazoa; Echinodermata; Echinoidea; Temnopleuroida; Toxopneustidae
Gene: wdr83
Product: WD repeat domain-containing protein 83-like
Exons: 6
Coding region: 346-1275 (309 amino acids)
Biological process (GO): mRNA splicing, via spliceosome
Cellular component (GO): catalytic step 2 spliceosome
Molecular function (GO): protein binding
Source: RefSeq, a predicted model, not a curated record